Guillardia theta CCMP2712 is the source of this 990-nucleotide messenger RNA. RefSeq lists its product as hypothetical. The coding region runs from base 1 to 990 and encodes 329 amino acids. The record is from RefSeq and is a predicted model, not a curated record. NCBI's taxonomy places the organism in Eukaryota, Cryptophyceae, Pyrenomonadales, Geminigeraceae. The transcript has 13 exons. Gene Ontology annotation, molecular function: calcium ion binding.
AUGGACUCGAUGGUAAACAAGGAGCAGGCGGUGCUGCGAUGGACAGCGACGGGGACAACGAUGAUGGAUUCACAGCCUUUCGAGGGGAUGGUCUCCUCAGAAACAUUCCGCACAACCAGGAUGGGUGAUGCUUCGUCAGACAUGUUCACUUUGGGUUCAGACAGCUUGACAGCAGCAGCCCGGUCCAAGGAAGCUGGCGAUGAUCAGGGGGGAGCACCCUCCUAUGUGACGACGUUGCGAGGAGACGCCAAUCACGAGGAAGGUCCCAAGAAGGCGACCAAGACUAUUGAGAGAAAAAGCAUUGCCAAGAAGGCCUCUGCUUCCAUCGUUCAGGCACAUCGCCAUCCAACAGCAAGAAAAGUUGGUUCACUUUGGUCUAGAGACCAGGAUCGAUCGGAGGACGAGGACGUGAGUGCUGUUGGUUGCAUCGGAGCCUCAACAGCUCUGACUCGUGGUUGCCGCCAGUGGGAAGUUCAGUCGACGAACGAUGCAGCAUCUGACGAAGAUUUUGAUGAGGCGAAGAAGAAGAAGAAGAAGGGCAAGGGAGGGAAAGUAGGACGGCCAAGGAAGAAGGAUCCCAACCUCGACUCUAACGCAGACACGGUGGUCAUCGAUGACAUCAACUUCUUGCAACCCACGUCCAAGAGCCAAGCGAAGAAGAACGAUGCACGUCCGUCUGGCGGGGAAGGGUCGAGCCAGAGGCAUGCAGCGGAGGGCGGCAAGCUGUUCAGCGAUGACGAGAGGGAGAAGGAUUAUGCAAACAAGCUCUUCGCGAUGCUCGAUCGGGAGAAGAACGGGCGAAUCGAUCUCACGAGCAUCGUGACGGCCGUGGCUGAGGCGCAAGAGAAGGGGAAGAUGAAGAUCAGCGGGACGGAGGUGGAAGACAUGCUGGUGCUCUUCGACCAGGACAAGGACGGUUUCCUCACCAAGGAGGACAUACACAAGAUCGUGGUUGAGGGCAAGAUCUGCCCGAUCAACUACAGGACAUGA